Vicia villosa (hairy vetch) is the source of this 1705-nucleotide messenger RNA. RefSeq lists its product as uncharacterized. NCBI's taxonomy places the organism in Eukaryota, Viridiplantae, Streptophyta, Magnoliopsida, Fabales, Fabaceae. The record is from RefSeq and is a predicted model, not a curated record. The transcript is spliced from 2 exons. The coding region runs from base 9 to 398 and encodes 129 amino acids.
AAGAGAAUAUGGUGGACUUAGAGUUGAAGAAGAGUAGUAAUGCAAAGGAGCAUAAAAUCUCAUUGGAAUUACUUCCUAUACAAGUUCCUAAUAAAGAAGGAAAUGAGAGUCAUUACUUUCGGCCAAUGGAAAUGUUUAGUCGUUUGCAAAUCACCAUCCCAUUUUUAGAAGGUUUAGAGUUAAAGCCAAAAUGUGUCAAAUUCAUCAAGGAUAGGUUCUCACAGAAGAAGAAAUUAACGGAUAAGGAGGUUAUCACUCUUGAGGAGGGGACAAAACAAAUUAAGGAAGAGAGAUCGCGAGUUGAAGUGGUAAGAAUUAAGGAUGAAGAAACCACACAAGCAAACAUUAAAUACUUUUGGGGCUUCACAUUGGAAAUAAUAAGGGGACCUUUCUGGUGAAAGCUAGGAAGAAGCAAUUGAUAUGGCAAUGACCUUUGUGAGUCAACCCUCUCGGGCUUGUUCUGAAACAUUGAGGUCAAGGUUUAGUUCAAGUUUGGGGGUGGAUUUACCCUUUUGCAUUUUUCAAUUUUAUGGUUAUUAUUUGUUUGUUUUAUCCCCAGUUUAGAAUGAGUAGUUUCUACAGCAUAAUGAAAAGCUCGAGUGAAACAAUGAGAAUGCCAACAAUGGAGCAACAUGCAUGAAAGUGGUAGUGAGUGGAAAUUUUUGAAAAAUUAAUUUUUCCCUUUCUUUUUCAAUAAAAGUGACAAGGCAGGUAUGAUUUUUUGAACUCUGACUCUUAGUGUGUGCAUGAAACUUAGGUUUUUAAUAAAUACUAAUAGAAGUUCUUUAUGGUACACAAUUUUUGUUGGAUCGGCUUAGCCUUAACCAUUGUGAGGAAAGCAUUCCAUUGUUUACUAUAUGCAGGAGACCAUCGAUUACUUUCACAUGUUUGUAUUUUGCUAAACCGGUUGUCGCAUCGUAUUGUGAAAAUCUGUGAAAAUGACUUAGGCACUUGUUUGAAAUUGAGAGUUUCUUUUAGCCUAUUCCAUCUUAAAGCUUAUUUUUUUCAAUGAGAGUGUGAUCCUUUGCUAACCAUUCUUUGAGACAGAGGUCAAGAUAAAUAUCAUAAUAUGCACCAAGAAAAACGUCUGGUGAGUUCUUGACCUCAAUAAAAAGUUUUGUUCUGGACCAUCAACCAUAAAAUUUGGUGAUGUGUUUUCUCUUUUACCUUUAUAGAAAGUAGGGGAGCAUUCAUUGAAUCUGAAUACAGGUUGAUCUCUAAGUUGGGGAGAUUCAUAAUCAAAAUAAGAGUAAGUACAGGUGGUGUUUUGCAAAGAACAAAAGAAAUUCGUAGCUUGAGAAUAAAGAAAAACAAAAGAAAGACAAUGUUGGAACCUAACCAGUUGAAAAAAAAGAAGGAAAAUGUUGAAGAAAAGAAAAUAUCGAGCUACGAAGGAAAAGAUGAACGGGUAAGAAAGUUAAUGGCCUAGAGAAAAAGGAAUGAGUUGUGAUUAGGAUGCUUCCCUAGAAUAGGAACAACCUUUGAAUAUCUUCUUUUCUUUGAAUCUAAACCACAUUACAACCCUAUAAAGACCUUCCGAUUCUCAGAUUUCACAGGACAUGAUGCUAACAAUACGGUAAACGUAUGAUAUGAAUACUUGUUGAUUUAAUUGUUUGGAUGAGUGUUUAACCCCUCUUUUAUUCAUCAUACUUUCUGAUGAGAGUGAUUAGUGUUGAUUCAACUGCGGUUGUGUAGUGUUUUGAAC